AUUUAUAUAUAUAUUCUAUUUGAAGAGCAAAGCAAAGCAACCCCUUUGUUUCUGUUUUGACAGAAACUUGUUGCAGAAUUUCACUUAUUGUUCAGUUUUCUCGAUUCUGUAGGAAGCAAACAUGACUAUUGCUGAUGGGGGAGAUUCGCCUACAAGGCUUGAGGGAAAGGUUAGUGCCAUAAUUGUCUGUUGGCUUCUGGGGUUUGGAUCUCUUGUUUCAUGGAACAGUAUGCUGACUAUUGGAGAUUAUUACUAUAAUUUGUUCCCUGACUACCAUCCUUCCAGGGUUCUUACUCUGGUUUAUCAACCUUUUGCAUUCAUAACAAUGGCGAUAUUGGCUUACAAUGAAUCGAAGAUAAAUACCAGAAGAAGGAACAUAUUUGGCUACUUCCUUUUCUUUGCAAGUACUCUCAUGCUCAUAGUGAUGGAUUUAGCCACAUCAGGGAGCGGAGGAAUUGGACCCUUCAUUGGUAUAUGUUCAUUUGUUGCUUGUUUUGGUGUUGCGGAUGCCUUUGUUCAAGGUGGAAUUGUUGGUGAUUUAUCUUUCAUGCUCCCUGAAUUUAUCCAGUCCUUCUUUGCUGGUUUGGCUGCAUCUGGUGCUGUGACCUCUGCUUUGAGAUUUAUCACGAAAGCGGCUUUUGAAAAGUACGACAAUGGUCUUCGAAAAGGGACAAUGUUGUUUCUAGCUAUAUCUGCAUUUUUUGAGUUCCUUUGUCUCAUGUUGUAUACAUAUUACUUCCCUAAAUUGCCAAUUGUGAAGUACUUCCGGUCGAAGGCUGCUUCUGAAGGAGCAAAAACUGUGAAAGCUGAUCUUGUUGCGGCUGGCAUCCAAACAAAAGAUGACCAAUAUGAAGACAAUGCUGAUCAGGUUGAUAGGUUAAGUAACAAGCAAUUAUUCCUUCAAAAUAUAGACUAUGGGCUUGACCUUUAUCUGAUAUAUGUCUUGACAUUGUCGAUUUUCCCCGGUUUCUUGUACGAAAACACUGGUGAACACCAAUUGGGUUCAUGGUAUCCACUUGUGUUGAUAGCAGCGUACAAUGUGUGGGAUCUGAUAUCAAGAUAUCUUCCCCUUGUGAAAGUCUUGAAGAUAGAGUCCAGGAAAGGCCUUAUGAUUACAAUACUUUCUCGUUUCUUAUUGAUCCCGGCUUUCUACUUCACCGCUAAGUACGGUGAUCAAGGUUGGAUGAUAUUCCUUGUAUCGUUCCUCGGUUUAACGAAUGGUCACCUUACCGUCUGUGUCAUGACUGCAGCACCUAAAGGCUACAAGGGACCAGAGCAAAAUGCUUUAGGAAAUAUACUGGUACUGUGUUUACUGAGUGGAAUAUUUUCAGGGGUUGCUUUGGACUGGUUAUGGCUCAUUGGUAAAAAGAAUGCCUUUUAAAAGAUAAUACUUCUUUUGUCAAUGGAUGAAAUUUCAGAUUGAUGUUUUUAAUUUGUGAUAAUCAUGGUUGAUAUGGCCAUAUCUUUCUAUAUCUUUAUUUUAUUGUUCAGUACAAAUUUUUCAAUAGCAGAAAUUACCUACAAACUGAUUCUGAGAA
Messenger RNA from Hibiscus syriacus, 1538 nucleotides. Its product is annotated as equilibrative nucleotide transporter 3-like. Bases 122 to 1381 code for a protein of 419 amino acids. The record is from RefSeq and is a predicted model, not a curated record. Gene Ontology annotation, biological process: nucleoside transmembrane transport. Lineage: Eukaryota; Viridiplantae; Streptophyta; Magnoliopsida; Malvales; Malvaceae. The transcript is spliced from 9 exons. Gene Ontology annotation, cellular component: plasma membrane. Gene Ontology annotation, molecular function: nucleoside transmembrane transporter activity.